UCCGGACGGGACUCACACGCUGCUGCUGUCUCUCCUCCAAACUUUGCCUCUUUCCACAUUUUUUCACAACUUGUCACAUCUCUGCAAAAGUCCGAGACAUCAGUCUUGGCUGCAUGGCUACAUGAAAGUUUCAUGGACUUGGAUCUUGGAAAACUUUUAGCGACGCUUUAUUGGAGCUCGUCGCCUCUAUAGUUACUGUGGAUUACUGACAUACCGCAGGACCUUUGGCAGCUAUUUAUUGGGGGUUAUCACCGUGUCUUCUGCAGAGGUCUGAGCCGAGAUGGGGAGCAAAGCCCUGCACGCUCCGAUCCCCCUGCACCCAGCCCUGCAGCUCACAAACUACUCCUUCCUGCAGGCCGUCAACACUUUCCCCGCUGACCAGCUGCAGGGACUGUACGGCCUCAGCGCCGUGCAAACCAUGCACAUGAACCACUGGACUCUUGGCUACCCACACAUGCAGGGACUGAGGUCGACGAUCACGGCAGCCGCCCAGGGUCUGGUCGACCCACGGAUUCCCUUCCCAGCUUUGCCCUUCACCGCCGCGGCGCAGUUAUUCCAUCCAAAGCAAGCCACCGUCGCGCACGGCGUCCCCUCGCUGCAAAAGGACAGGCCGAGAUUUGACUUCGCGAACCUGGCCCUCGCUGCCACGCAGGAGGACCCACCGAAAGCUGCGGACCUGGCAAAGCUGGCAUCGGGACUAGGGGGAACCAUCUCCGAGCUGAGCAAGCUGUCCCCGGACAGAAAACCCACCAGGGGCAGGCUACCAUCCAAGACUAAAAAGGAAUUUAUUUGUAAGUUCUGCGGCAGGCAUUUUACCAAGUCCUACAACCUCUUAAUCCACGAGAGGACCCACACAGAUGAGAGGCCCUAUACUUGUGACAUUUGCCACAAGGCUUUCAGAAGACAAGACCAUCUCAGAGACCACAGAUACAUCCACUCCAAGGAAAAACCGUUCAAAUGUCAAGAAUGUGGGAAGGGAUUCUGUCAGUCUCGAACUCUAGCCGUCCAUAAAACCUUACACAUGCAGGAAUCUCCACACAAAUGCCCCACAUGCGGAAGAACCUUUAAUCAAAGAAGUAACCUGAAAACUCACCUUCUCACCCAUACAGACAUCAAGCCCUACAGCUGUGGCCGCUGCGGAAAGGUGUUUCGGCGCAACUGUGACUUGCGACGGCACAGUUUGACGCACAGCCCACAUCAGGACUACUAGCCUGGAGAAACAAAAAUAACAAUGGACAAAACGCAGAAAGACAAAUCAGCGACAAUUUUUCUUUUGGAUCAAGGACAAUCUCCAAGUGAGGACAUGUUUACUUCAGCACGUUUUAGAGUGGGAUUUGGUUGCACCUCAAGCGGAACAACAGCGGAGCCAGUGCCAUGUCCAACUUUCACACCACCUGUAAAUAUCAAAUGUACAUAAUGUUGUUGCUCAUGUUGUUGUUGUUGUGUUUUUUAAUGUUCUUUUUCUGACCUUGAAAUGGUAAAGUUGUCAAAAAACAGUCAUAAAUUUAAAGUAUGUUAAAUUGUAUUUUAGAAAUAAAUAUUUCCAUGAUACA
Molecule: messenger RNA, 1553 nt
Organism: Neolamprologus brichardi
Lineage: Eukaryota; Metazoa; Chordata; Actinopteri; Cichliformes; Cichlidae
Gene: osr2
Product: odd-skipped related transciption factor 2
Biological process (GO): regulation of transcription by RNA polymerase II; urogenital system development; embryo development
Cellular component (GO): nucleus
Molecular function (GO): DNA-binding transcription factor activity, RNA polymerase II-specific; RNA polymerase II transcription regulatory region sequence-specific DNA binding
Source: RefSeq, a predicted model, not a curated record